Xylaria bambusicola is the source of this 4992-nucleotide messenger RNA. RefSeq names its product WD40 repeat-like protein. Bases 190 to 4899 code for a protein of 1569 amino acids. NCBI's taxonomy places the organism in Eukaryota, Fungi, Ascomycota, Sordariomycetes, Xylariales, Xylariaceae. The transcript has 7 exons. Gene Ontology annotation, molecular function: protein binding; hydrolase activity, acting on ester bonds. The record is from RefSeq and is a predicted model, not a curated record.
GCUCGAAUGUAGUCCCGACCCCAACCUGUUUGUUGUGUCCGCCUUAUUAAAGGUACACGGAUGACAUAAGAGUGUGGAUUCAUUCUUUAUCGACUCAGUGUUCUUUCCUGCGGGGAAUUGGGUGAGUCAAUGAAGGUAGCCAGCCAACCUGCCUAACUCAAAGCGAAGACCUCGUCGAGCCUUGCAGCCAUGUCCGCGGACCUCGAAGUUCAAGCGCCUGAGCUACUGGUUCCUCUUCAUAGACACAGUGCUCCGAACCUUCUGCGUUCAUGGCGUCUUCGGCGAGCCGCCUCAGCUGGAUCGGCAAGUGUCGGAAGUACCCCUGAGGUCACGCGAGGCUUGCUUGGUCUGAAUCUCCUGUUUGAGCCGUCAGAGCCAAGAUUAGAUAUAAUAUUUGUACAUGGACUGCAAGGUGGUUCGAGAAAGACCUGGUCUCUCGACCCUACAGACCCUUUGACAUAUUGGCCGAGAGAAUGGCUACCCCUCGAACCUGGAUUUCGACAUGCACGAAUACACAGCUUUGGAUACGAUUCGGACUGGAGGAAAUCGGCCGUUAGCACCUUAACAGUACAUGACUUCGCAUUGGCAUUAUUAGCAGAUCUCAAGCAUUCCCAGGCCUUCAAGCGAAAUGGUAAUACGCCCAUCGUAUUCGUCGCUCACAGCAUGGGUGGACUAGUCAUCAAGAAGGCCUUUCUCUUAGCCACGAGGAACGAAACCUACAAAGACAUUUCUUCGCGGAUUCAUACAAUGUACUUCCUCGGUACACCGCACAGAGGAUCAGAUUCCGCUGCAUACUUGAAAGCAUACUUGUCAUUACCUUUGCCAACAGGUGCCAAAUCGUUUGUGAAGGAACUCAUGCCCGAUUCUCAAACCGUUCAUGAUAUUAACUAUGAGUUUCGAUACGCAUGCUCAAAAUUGAAACUUUUCUCCUUUUUCGAAAGUCAACCUACAGCUGGGGUCAUGAUCGUCGAGAAGCAAUCCGCAGUAAUCGGGUUACCAAAUGAGGAGGAGCAGUAUCUACCAGUCGAUCAUCGCCAUUUAUGCAAGUUCGAAAGUGACCAAGAUCCAGGUUAUCUUAUUAUUAUGAGAAAACUCAAGACCACUGUCGAAGACAUACUUAAGGACUAUGAAUCUCAAUACAGAGAAGAGUACCACUCUCAGAUGAACAUAAUAUCUAAGGCAUUUGACAAUGCGCUACGACCUUGUAACGACUUAUAUGCGACGCAGACCCCAUCGAAAUACCACAGUGGCUCCUGCCAAUGGUUAACGGACGAUGCGAUGUUUUCGCGAUGGCUAAGUCCGGAUCCCGACGGUGAUGAAGUUGAUCCAUUGGCCACUCCCCAAGCUAGUUCUGACUCCCGCUUUCUCUGGCUGUAUGGCCCCCCAGGGUCUGGAAAGUCCAUUGCUUCAGGCCACACUAUCAACUUUCUUGACUCGAACAAUUUUGAUGUCAGCUACUACUUUUUCAAGGCCGGAAUGAACUCUACAGUGGCCAUGUUGUUGCUCAGCUUGGCUUAUCAGAUGGCCGAGGCGAACCUCGAGACCCGACAGAGUUUCCUAGCCAUGAUCAAAGAUGGGAGUAUUAUUAAUUCGCAUGAUUACACUAUGAUAUGGAAUACUCUGUUUCUAGGAUGUAUCUUGAAGACUCAAUUCCGCCAGCCCCAAUAUUGGGUGAUUGACGCAUUGGAUGAAUGUCCAAGAGACUCCCUUGUCAGUCUGGUUCAGAUGUUGGCAAGAGUCAACCCGAAUAUUCCACUUAAAAUAUUCCUCAGCAGCCGACCAGAGAGUAGAAUCCAACAAAUAUUUGAGCAUGAGAAUAUUAGAUACAUCAAGUUUCAGACGGGCCAAGGCGAGUCCCUGCGAGAUAUUGGUGCCUAUCUUCUUUCAUGGCCUAAAUUACGGGAGGAGGGAGACAGCCAGCCUCUAGUGGACUUGAUACUCCAAAAGUCAGACGGCAUUUUUCUUUGGGCUGCACUCAUCAUGGAUCGCUUAGAAGAUUGCUAUAGCAUUGAGGACAUGGAAUCAGUCGUCAAGGGUGUUCCAAGUGAAAUGAACGACUUCUAUGCUGACAUUGUUGACAAGAUCGAACAGUCUACCAACGCAGAUCUUGCAAAAUGUAUCCUUAAGUGGAUUGUUAGCGCACCCGAGCCACUUUCGGUUGAUGAACUGAGGGAGGCUGUCAAGUUGGACAUCAAGCGGACUCUUCUUGCCUCCGGGUCACAUAUAGCAUUAUCCCAGAUUUGCCGGAACCUGGUCCUAGUCAACGAAGAUGGACAUGUUCAACUCAUGCACCAAACAGUCAAAACCUACAUAACGUCCAAGGACUCAAACUUUUACAUAUCAAAACGCCAGGCGCACGAGGAUAUUGCACUUAUUUGCUUAACGUACCUGAACGGGCCCGACUUCCAACCUCGCAAUAGUCGACGCACACAGAGUAGUAAUGUUACUAGCGCAGCUUUCGAUAGAUACACUAUCAGGAAUUUCGCAUAUCAUCUCGAACAUGCGCGCUCGCUCUCUCGCUCAACUUUCGCUGACUUGCAGACGUUUAUGAACACGAAAGCGCCGGUGUGGGUAGAGCGCAUUGCCGAGACGGGAAAACUCAGCCCGAUGAUCAGAGCCAUUAAAAGUCUGAAGCAGUAUCUCGCGCGACUUCUUGACACGAAUCAUCCUCUUGACAACAGCUUACAGGAAUUGGGUGCUUGGACGAAUGACCUCACUCGUUUAGUCACGAACUUCGGCAUCAACAUCGUUGACUCGCCGUCUUCUAUUUAUACCUCAAUCCCGUCGUUAUGUCCGAGCUCAUCAAUGAUCCAUAAGUAUCACACAGGCCGACUUAGACAAAAGGUUAUUUGCCCAUCGAACAAGAGCUGGGACGAGCGAUCUUCGUGCAUACCGCUCCAAAGCGAUGCCAAAUCUGUUGCAACUAGCUCUAAAUAUGUGGCCGUAGGUUUGGUGAAAGGGCAGGUCCGCAUAUAUGACCAUUCGACACUGGAAUUGGUUGAUGAGCUGCACCACGGUGGCCCAGUGAGACAGCUUACUUUCGGGAACAUAUCAGGGGUUUUGGUGUCUGGUAGCCCUAGACUUAUCACGAUGUGGUCAGCUGAUCGGACGAAGCUUUGGACUUCUGCCAUCACCGGUAUUCUAUUUUCAGUUUGCUUUAGUCCGGAUGACUCGCUGGUCUUUGCGACGGUCAAAGGAGAAAUUGACAAAUUGAUAAUGGCCUUCGACACUCAAGACGGAACAACCGUUGGAUAUAUGCAGAUUGACAACGACACUGCGGACUCGGAUUCGGACGAUAACACGAAGUCCCGUGCCCGGUAUAUCCCCGAGGUGGUGAAAAUGUCUCCGCUACUAGGCCUUGCCGCCGUGUCUUACAGGAGCACACAUCUAACAUUAUACUCUACUGAUUUUAGGUUCAACAGAAUGUCUCGUAUCGGUCGCUUUGCAAAAGAAGGAUCAGAGGAUUCCGCACUGCCGCCUCAGGUUCUAGACGUGGCCUUUUGUCCCGCGACGGAAUACAGGUCGUUUGCUGUACUCUACCAAGAUGGUGAUUUGGUCACUGCCGAACUUGACCAUUAUGAACGUGCUAGCCAACGCGACGUAUAUCACAUAUUCGCACGAGUUUUAGCCGUGUCGCCCGAUGGCCACGUUCUUGCAGCAGGUGAAAAUAGUGGCGCUGUCUCAUUAUUCGCCUUUGACACCUUACAGUUAAUCCACCGCAUCACUUAUGACAGCAUUGUCACUGGUAUUAUUUUCGCACCCAAUAGUCUGUGUUUCUACGAUAUUCGAGGUCGAACGUGCAACGUCUGGGAGCCUCCUAGUCUUCUAAGAAAGGAUCGAUUCGAUGAUGACUCAAGCCAGGCCGAUGAAUCUCAGCAUGAACCCAAGAAUACCGUUGUCUCACGUAUAUCAGAUCAAAAGAAGGAUAUCACCACUAUUGCUCAAGCGGGCGAUGAUUUUUUCAUGUUCUGUGGUCGCGCGGACGGAUCUAUUACGAUCCAUAACGUCACUGAUGGGAAAGUGGCCAUGGAAAUAGGCGAGCAUAAAGUAUCCAUUCUCCAUCUUACUUGGAAUCACAAACUCAAGAUCCUCUAUAGUGUGGAUAUAGCUAGUCGCUGCAUUGCUACCCGUUUAACCGUUUCAAGAGCAGGUCAGUGGAACAAACUCGACCAGCUCUUCAAUCAUAAGAUAAACGAUAGAGUCACGCAGGUUAUUGCCAAGCAGGAUGAAAUGGCAGUGCUCAUAGCCACCGAAUCUAAACAGAUAUUGAGGGAGGAAGACACAUUUACCUCCUAUGCCGAGACUACAGAUAACAUGGUUUGGAUGCUACACCCGACGAACAAAGACCAACUACUUCUGAUUAACGGGAGCAUGAUCCAACUAUACAACUGGAAGGGAUUGAAAAAGGUUGACGAAGCACCUACAAUUUCCAUCCUAACACCACCGGACAUCGAGAUCAGUACUAGUCCUACCAGCCAGUGGGCAUGUCGCAUCGGCACUGCCCUCUUCGUUCAGGCCUUGAACGCAGGGUCGGAGGCGAAAACAGCAUUACUAGCACUCGACACCUCAAGACUACAAUUAGCUUCCCCUAAGACGCCUUUGAUAGGAACAAUCUACAAGCUACCGUGCGAGAUCAGGACACUAAUAGGCGUCUUCGGUUCAAAAGUCUUCUUCCUCACUCGACGCGGCUGGAUCUGCUCCUACAACCUGAAAAGUCCGUCAGGCGCAAAGCACUACUCGAGACACUUCUUCAUACCCCCUUUUUGGCGCACCGGGAACGACUUAAUGAUACACAUAGUAUCCAAAAACCACGUGGCAUUGGUAUAUCGCGAUGAACUAGUACUAUUGCAGAGGUUCCUGGACCUUGAAGAAAAAAUCCCGCUAGAUGGAGCGAAAUGAGUAUGACGACGCAUAGAAGCUCGUGAUUGCACAUAUAGAGAUUUUUGUAUAUAGAUACAUAUUUUACGUAAGGCAUACAUAACUACCUUUAAC